CUCCUUUCCUUCACGUUUCCUUUCUGCACCACAUCUCCACCGCCUCUACCCAUUCACCGACUCAUUAUACAUACACACAAUUCCAAUUCCAUUUUAGAGAGAGAGAGAGGGAGAGAGAGAGAAUCGCGUUGUCGAAAGUCCGAAGCUUUCUUUCUUGUUCGAUCGGAGCGGCGAAGGUGUUCGUCGGCCAGAAUCAACUGUUACUAGCCUCUCCGGUAAGACAAAUCCGUGUGAUUUUUUUGGCCGCAAAUCCGUCUCCAGCGAAACAGCGUAAAAGCGCGCAAAAACCCCCCGUUUACAUCCGCAACCGAUUGUUUCGAUCUUGUAUAAUUUCUCUGCAUAAUUCCAUAACUGCAAUAAUAACUACUCUGUGUUGUCAAUUUAACUUGGUUUUGUUGGGUUAGGUCAUUGAAUUGUUUGUUGAUCUAGGGUUUUGCAUUGAUAUUGUAGAGCUAGGGCUUUUUUACCUGUCAUUUUGAACCAGAAAAUAAGAAAAAAGACAGAUUAUAUAAACUCUCUUAUUCUUGGGCAACAGUUAUGCAAGAAUAAUCAGGUGGUUUAGGUUUAUUUUGGGGCUUCCUCUUCUUUUUUUUGUUCCCUUGGGUUUGAUUCAUUGCUUAAAGAAGAGUCCUUGGUUUUUAAUCGUUAUGGCGGCAGGACGAAGUGAUGUCACUAGAAAGAGAGAUGUUGAGUACUCUAAGAAAGGAAGUCGAGGUGUUGACUGGAGCAUCAGGCGUAAGGAUGGAUAUGGUUCUUAUUCGGAUGCCAUGGGGACCGAUGGUGGAAGGAAUGGUGAAGAGCGAGCCAAAGGUUUUGUUGUUUCAAAUCCCAGUGCUGGGAUUAGUGGGAUUUCAAAGGUCGAAAACGGGGUGUCGAAGCCUACAGGAAAGAAAAGGAAGUUUUCACCUGUUGUGUGGGAUAGAGAUGGAAAAGAUGUAAGAAUUUCAUCAAAGAACAGACUGGUACAAAAAAUUACUCCCCUUCAUUCUCCGCCAUCUUUGCCUGAAUCAUUUGGCAAAUCACCGGAUGUUGCUACAGAUGGAAAAUCACCAAGUUUUGCUACAGACGGGGAUAUUACUAUGCAGAUUUUGCCGGUUAGAUCUCUUGUGGCAGCCGAGUCAAGAGGGAAUUGUGAAUUUGAGCCUCUGCAUGAUGCACCUUCUUUGGGGUCACCAGAGCAGCAGAGGAGACAUAGUCAAGAGGUUGGACAAUUCGAAGAAGAGGACGUUGAAUAUCGGCACAUCUCAACAUCACGGUGGGCAUACGAGGAAUAUUCACCAGGGGGAGUACAUUCAGAUAACACUCAAGACAUUCCUAUUAUGAGGAGAGUGGAGCAAUGUGUGGAGUCAUCUAAUAGUCCUGAAAGUGGUGAGUUUCGUCGAGAAGGAUCUAAAGGCAGUCAGGGUAACUCCUCUGCAUCUAAUCAAUCCGAGAAUCAGGUGGACAAUGACUAUAUGGAGAUUGAUGAGAAAGUUGAUGAGGGUUCUAGUGUUAGCUUUGUGGGCUGCGAAAUUCAGGAGGAGGAGGAUUCCCCUAGGCUUCAGAAGUCUGCAUCCCCUAAACCAAGAGGCACAGACAUGCUUCUAGGUUGUCAGAAUGUAUUGAAGUAUGAGACACUCCGUAAAAUAAAUGAAGGCACUUAUGGUGUUGUGUAUAAAGCUAGGGAUCUUGAGACAGGAGAAAUUGUAGCAUUGAAGAAGGUUAAGAUGGGGGUGGAAAGGAAUAGAGAUGGUUUCCCUAUGUCGGCUUUGAGGGAAAUAAACCUUCUAUUGUCUCUUCAUCAUCCUUCAGUAGUGGUUGUCAAAGAAGUGGUUGUGAGUGAUGAAGAUGAUGUUUUCAUGGUUAUGGAGUACAUGGAGCAUGACCUCAAGGGGCUUGUUGAGACGAUGAAGGAGCCUUUCAGUGAAAAAGAAGUUAAGUGCCUGAUGCGACAACUGUUGGAGGGUGUCGAAUAUCUUCAUGAUAAUUGGAUUCUCCACCGGGAUUUGAAGACGUCAAAUCUUCUCUUAAACAACAGUGGCAAGUUGAAAAUAUGUGACUUCGGUUUGUCACGGCAGUAUGGAAGCCCAUUGAAACCGUAUACUCCUUUGGUGGUCACUUUGUGGUACAGGGCACCCGAACUUCUGCUGGGAGCAAAACAAUAUUCAACUGCAAUUGAUAUGUGGUCGGUUGGUUGUAUAAUGGCGGAACUGUUAGCAAAGCAACCACUAUUCAGUGGGAAAACUGAAAUUGAACAACUUGACAAGAUUUUCAGAAUUCUUGGCACGCCGAACGAAAAAAUGUGGACAGGAUUCUCCAACUUACCUGGAGCCAAAUUUAAGUUCGCUAAGCAUUCGAGGAAUACGUUGCGCGAUAAGUUUCCUCCCAUGAGUUUCAAGGGGUCUCCAGUUCUAUCUGAGCAGGGUGUUGAUUUGUUGAGCCAGCUUCUAACUUACGACCCAGAAAAGCGAAUAUCGGCACAAGAUGCUCUUAAACAUAGUUGGUUCCGUGUUGAAUCUGAAGAACAGGAAGUUUCCGUUAAAGAAUCCCUUGCCAGGAGGCUAAAGCUACACAUGGCUAGGCAUCAUGAGAAAGUUCUUACCGGAGCCAGUGCUGGUUAUUUCUCUACAAAUUUGGGAUUACAUGGUUAAUUGAAGCCAGACAAACUAACGAAAUAACAGAUAGAGAAGGGGGGAGGGGAGGGGGUGCGUGACCUUGUAAUUUGGAGAGUGUAAUUAGGAGAGUAUACACGCAUGUUUCGUCAGAUUCGAUUUCUUUGCUAACAUUGGCGGCCACCCUCAAAUGUAUAUAUCACUUUCUCCCUCCUUAGAAUCAGUAUUCAAAAUUUGUACUCGCAGAUGAAAUUCAAUGAGAAUUUGACUACUUUUUUCCAA
Molecule: messenger RNA, 2873 nt
Organism: Rhododendron vialii
Lineage: Eukaryota; Viridiplantae; Streptophyta; Magnoliopsida; Ericales; Ericaceae
Product: cyclin-dependent kinase G-2-like
Exons: 5
Coding region: 648-2630 (660 amino acids)
Biological process (GO): protein phosphorylation; regulation of mitotic cell cycle
Cellular component (GO): nucleus
Molecular function (GO): ATP binding; cyclin-dependent protein serine/threonine kinase activity
Source: RefSeq, a predicted model, not a curated record